CUUUCAUAUUUUUUUUUCCAAUAGAAUUUUGCAUGUUUCUUCUGCAAAACAUAAUUUGGGCAAACGACCUAGAAGGCCAGUGGGAGGAAGGGAGGAGAAAUCCUGAAGUCUAAUGUAGCGCUUAUCAUCUGAUAAUGGCGGAAGAAGACGACGAUAGCUUCGGAGAUUUCUCUUUCGCAUAUUAUCCUUCCAAACCUACCAUCGAUUUCCAAAUCAAUGCCCAAAAACACAGCGAUUUAGAGGACGAUGAGUGGAAUGAUUUUGUUGAGUAUCCACGAGGAUCGGAUUCCCCAAAUAGAUCCUCCCAACAAGACGGCUUCGACCAGUUGGCACUCUUCCCUACUCACGAGUUUCAGAAUCCAGCGACCUGCCAAAUGAAAUCUCCUGAGACUGCUCACUGGGUGAAGCCCAGAGGCGCUUUGCCACUUUCAUUGUUUGGAGAAGAAGAGGACGAUGAGAAACAUGAGAUGGGAGGGGAAUCUGCUCAUAUGGAAGCUCAAUUUGCAGCAGGAGAAACUAACCUACUGAGCAGUGUAUCCAACCCUGGGUCUAGUAUUGGGCUGAACGAUAUUCUUGCGAGCUUACCAAAUCAAACAUCAAAGCUCCAACCGGGAAGACCCUCUUCAAAUCCUAGCAAUUCUGGUAAUCAGAACUUCAGCUUGGAUCUGAGUAAGUUGGAUUUUAAUUGGGGUUCGACUGCUGGGAAUAAAGACCCAUGUCAGGUGCAUAAUAUGGAUUUGAACUUAAUUAGGACAGAAUCAAUAUCGAAAGCAGUUGAACAACCUUCUUCAGAAUGCAUUAGGGAUUUUAGUAAUUUUAGUUGGGAGCAGACUGGGUCUCGUUCAAAUUUGAGUGUUGAUGUUAUAGACUUGGGUGAGCAGAUAAAGAAUGAAGGUGCAGUGGAUGGCGUGAAUAGAAGCACUUUCAGCUCAGACACAACUGCAUCAAGUUAUAGUGGCUGGGGAUUAGACUUUGGCGGAUUUGGAUCAUCUUCUAAAACUUGGAAUUCAAGUUUUAGUGGGUUGAACUCGAAUUUGGAUGCUACAGGUGCAUGCGAAAAGUCAGAUGCUAAAAAUACUGAUGGUGAUUGUGAUAAUGAUGAUGUAUGGGAGUUCAAGGAUGCAUUUACUGAUGAAAGGGAUGUAGGUGCAAACAAUAAGGCUGGCUCAGAAGCACAUGAAACUUAUGAGACAAUCACACAUGUUGUAGGUUUUUGCAAUGGUUUAAACAAACCACUUGAUUUCUUUCCCAUGUCAAAUGGAUUGGCAGAAGAAGCUGAUUCACUCACACAACAUAUAGGUGACGUGAAUGCGUAUUCUGGUGGGAUUCUCCAAACAGAUAUAAUGGGACAUGAUAACAUUGUGGCGUACAUGCCUGGGAAUCUGUCAAAUCGAUCUAUUUUCCAAGCAGAAGAAGCUGAUUCACUCACACAAUAUAUAGGUGAAGUGAAUGCAUAUUCUGGUGGGACUCUCCAAACAGAUAUUAAGGGACAUGAUACUGGUAACAUUGUGGCGUACAUGCCUGGGAAUCUGUCAAAUCAAUCAAUUGAUCUAUUUUCUAUGCCUAAUAGAACUGACAGUGCCGUGCAAGAUGUUGGUGACACGCAUGCAUUCCCAUCUUGGUUUUCUAAUGGUUCGGUCAUGACAAACGAGUCAAUAAAAACAAUGCCUGAGGCACAUGAAACUGGUUCCUUGAAGGACAAUUUGUCUUCGUAUUCUGGGAGUGCCAGUCCUUCAGUCGGUUUGUUUACUGCAUUGCAUGGAUCUGUUGAUUUGUUUACGUCUGCAAAUCCAAUUACCAGCAUUAUGCAUGAAAGCAAGGUUGAAAGCAAUGAUAAGUUGAGUGCUUGUACUCAAAACGAUUUUAUUGCAGAUUCCAAUGGGUCAUCUGGAAAAAGAGACAGUAAUGGUGAUGACUUUGGAGAAUUUACUUCCGCAUUGUCUGAUAGUGGUUCAAAGCGAGAGGUGAACAUGUCAGGGUCUAUUUAUGAAGGAGCUUUGCCCUUAUCUGUAUUUGGAAAUGAAGAACUGGAUUUUGAUGUCUCUUCUACCAUCAACGAUGGUUUUAUGUGUCAUCAAAUUCCUUUCCAGAAGAGUGAUAAAAAACUAAACCCCGGCAUUUCAAUCAAUGAUGUCAUACCUAGUUUACACGACCAAGCAGAACACACCUCUUCUGCGAGCUCCUUGAAAAACCUUUCUGAUGUUGUAGAACCCCCUUAUUCAGGUGACAUUUCUAAUUUAGUGAAUGAUGAAGAUGCAAUAGCUGAUGUAUCAUGGGAGCCUAAAGAUUCCAUUUUUCAAAGAAGAGCUGACAAUGAGACAUCGAGUUUGGAUCAUGGGGAACCACUUCCAAGCAGUUUGUCCAUUAGAAAGCUAGAUAAUUAUCUGGAGUUCUAUUCAAAACUAAAGGAAGAGUUGUGCCUUCACUGUAAAUAUAAACUUCCGGAUCUUAAGGGUGGUGCUGACAAUAAAUUAGAGUAUGAAAGUUCUAAAUGUGAAGGAGAUUAUAUAACAGCACAUCCAUCAUGGGAGACUUGUUUCCAUGAAUUUCUUGAGGCGCUUAAGAAACCAAAAUUUCACAUGUUGGAAUCAGAAUAUAACAUAUCAAAGAGGCUUUCACAAAUGGAAAAGGAUUUCUGUUCAUCGGAUGAGCUUAUCAAUCAUGCUAGCAUAAUGCUGAAUCUUUUGACAUUGGUCUCAGUCGAGGGACAACAUUUUUAUGCAUCCACAUGGGACACAAUGAUCUCUGUUUGCACUCGAGAGUUGCAGCAUGGUACAUGGCUUUGGAAGCAGAUAUUGAAUAAGGAUGCUCAGAGUCAAAUACUCUCCAAUAAGAGAGGACGGACAUACAUUCUGGGGCUUAGUGAGAUUUACAAGGUUGCUAUAGUGCUUGAAGCUUCAAUUAAACUUUAUCAGCCAUGGACUUGGUUAAAUUCUGUUGAUUUCACAGGCAUCCAUUCUCUUCUAGAUGAAUGUCAUGCUCUUUGGUCUAGCUCUGGACUUGAGCAGGCUAUCAUGAGUAUUUCAGAUCUAGAACCUGCCAGCACCAUUAGAUGGUGUCUUCACAAUAUCAAAUCUAUUCUUGAUAUUGAUGCACUCACUCUUCAAAAGCGCCUUUUCUGUCGGAAUGGUGUAACCUGUCGGCUAUCACUCCUAACUUCAGAAGUGUUACAUGAAUUAGGAAUGAAGCUUGUUAUUUGGAAUGAAGAGCACUACAUUCUCUCGCUCGCAAAUUUUUGGGCGAAUCUUGUAAGCAAUGAUCCUCCAGAGUGGCCACAUUUAUGUUUUGCGAGAUGAGAAAAACACUCGCGCAUACCACACGCAAGGCUCUCAAGAGCAUAUAAUACCAGUGAGAAAUAAAUACCUUUUUCAAAAUUUAUUUAUUUAUUCAAAUGCGUCAUUCUUUUUCCGAUAGAGUGUAGUUAUAUAGUACGCGUGAUGUAUUUAGUUUUAUGCCAAUGUGGCUUUAGGUGUGAUUUUUUUGGUGAAUGAUUACCCCAAGGGUGCAUUCUUUCCAUAUCUUCAUGUGUAAGCUGUUGAACAUAAUGAUUCCAAAUGAACUAGUGCAAAGUUUGGGAUGUAUUGCCAUUUCAAACUGGGGUUCUGCAAAGUUUAGUCUGUAAUAAGCUUCAAGUGGACUA
This is a messenger RNA of Cuscuta campestris, 3640 nucleotides long. The record is from the annotation of a GenBank genome assembly. Lineage: Eukaryota; Viridiplantae; Streptophyta; Magnoliopsida; Solanales; Convolvulaceae.